Rotaria sp. Silwood2 is the source of this 252-nucleotide messenger RNA. Lineage: Eukaryota; Metazoa; Rotifera; Eurotatoria; Philodinida; Philodinidae. The record is from the annotation of a GenBank genome assembly.
AUGUCAUUCGCUCAGAUGAUAGCUAUGCAAAAUGAUCGGAUUAAAAGUGCGCGAUUAAAAACUGUUAUAAAACGAUUUCUUCGUUUAUCAAAUUUAAAAAAUGUACAUCGUCAAAUGAAAACAAUUAUUGUUGGUGAUCAAGUCGCAAGUAAACGUGUACAAAUUUUAUUAAAAUAUGAUACUAGUCGAUAUCAUAAAUUAACUGUUGACUUGCAAAUUAAUUCUGUUAUUAUUCAAUCGAAAAUGAUAUAA